This is a messenger RNA of Penicillium cinerascens, 1566 nucleotides long. RefSeq names its product Glycoside hydrolase/deacetylase beta/alpha-barrel. The transcript has 2 exons. Lineage: Eukaryota; Fungi; Ascomycota; Eurotiomycetes; Eurotiales; Aspergillaceae. Gene Ontology annotation, biological process: carbohydrate metabolic process. The record is from RefSeq and is a predicted model, not a curated record. Bases 1 to 1566 code for a protein of 521 amino acids. Gene Ontology annotation, molecular function: hydrolase activity, acting on carbon-nitrogen (but not peptide) bonds.
AUGGCUUCCAAUUUCAAAGAUAAGCAUAUCCUCCUCUCGGGUUCUACCGGGGCUGGAACACUAUCUCUGCACAAUUCGCUCGCAGAAAAUCACGGUAAUAAAAUAGCCCUGGUCACCCUGGACAGGCCGAUACCCGAUGGAAACUCAGUCCAUCAGAUUGAUUCAGCGAUUGGUGCCUUGCAUGGCACAGUCGAUCACUUUAUUAUCGACACCAGGAGUCAAGCUCAAGCUACCAAAGAUCCAAUUUGGGAAGUACCUUUGUCCCAAUGGGAUCAAGACGAUGCACUGUACAUUGCCCGACAAAGCUUGCUCAGUCAAGUGAAAUCAUUCCUUCAAUACCAGAUUCAAAAUGCACUCAAGACACAUAGUCACACUCUGGCCAAUCCAUUCACAAUUCAGAUUAUUGGAUACGAGAGCAACUUCGGUAAACCAGUGAUUUCGAUCAUUUCCAAGCUGAAACACGACCUCUUGCGGCUUCACCAGGAAGCGUCUGUCAAUUUCAUUGAUCUUCAACCAGAGCCUAGCGAGCCCUCUGCGUCUAGAAUUGUUGAGCUUUUAUGCGGAAUACCCCCUCGUCAAAGGUCCGAUCUAGUCCUGGCAACUCGCUUGCCUCCGAACAUCAGCGCACCGAAACCUAGAGUUAAAAUUGCUCUUUCGUUUGAUUUCGACGCGCUGUCUGCAUUUAUCGGCACAGGACAUCACCCAGAUAAUAACCUCGCAGACUAUAGCACUGGAACCUUCUCCGGCCGAGUGGGUGGUCGCCGAUUGCUGCACAUGCUGAAGAAGCACCAGGUAGCCGAUAAGGUCACUUGGUUCAUUCCAGGUCAUACCAUCGAGACCUUUGAGUCAAUUGUGAAAGAGAUCGUUGCCUCGGGCGCUGAAAUCGGCCUUCACGGCUAUGCCCACGAGGGCGCCUACCAGAUGACGCCAGCCCAAGAGCGCGAUGUUUUGGUCAAAUGCAUGGAUGUGGCCCAGCGCUUGACCGGCAAACGGGUGCGAGGAUACCGCGCACCCAUGUACCAGCUGCGUGAGACCACGAUCGAUCUUCUCAGAGAGUUUGAGUUCUUGUAUGAUUCCUCCCUGAGUCAUCACGAUUCCCAGCCUUACUUCACGCCGAGCGAGCCUCCAUUCCAACGCAUUGAUUACUCCCGACCUGCUAGCACCUGGAUGGAGCCAGCAAAGAUUGCCGAAAUGAAUGCGCGGCCUACUGGUCAUCCGCUUGUUGAGAUUCCUACUGGGUGGCACAAUGAGGAUAUGAUGGCAAUGCAAUAUUUCCCCCAUGUUGCGAAUAGCCAGGGCUUCGUUGACGUGCGCGUCGUUGAGCAGCGGUGGAAAGAUAUCUUCAUGUAUCUGUGGGAGAACUCCACUGUCGAUAAAGAGGACGGGUCUUUCAUUUUCCCCCUGUUGAUGCACCCCGACACCAGCGGUAUGGCCCAUGUCAUGGGUAUGGUUGAUCGCUUUGUCGGCUGGCUUCGGGGCUGGGGCGAUUCUGUCGAGUUCCACACCUUUUCCAGUAUCGCAAAAGGCUACCUGGAAGAACGAAAGAAGGUUCAGCGCGAGACUUGA